UUUGUGUGUAUCGGCCGGAGCUGCGGGCUGGACCAUUUGGGCCCAAGGCUCCUGCUGUGACUCUCCAAGACUCUACAGUGCCAGCCACUGCCGAUUCCCAGCGCUCACCAGCACAAACUUUAUUCUUGGCAAACUUCUCUUUUUCUCCCCUCCUCCUCCGCCCCCCUCCCUUUUCCUUUAGCCGAUUAAAUGCUUCUCCAGAAGGAACACCAAAGCGAAAGGAAAGGAAAGAAGCUCUAACACGGACGUCUGCAGCUCUGGUGGCUCUUUAUUGUUUACCCUUCAGGAAGUGGACUUUUCGGUAUUUUCUGAUUCUCCUCGCACCUCCGCUGGGCAAACGGGGCCUUUUGGCCCACUUCUCCUCUUCUCAAAACAAACACCGAAAUCCACAUCCGAGGAAUCCACGGUAGAGAGGUUUUGCACGAAGCGCCACGGGAUCCUCCUUUGCACUUUGGAAAAUCGUGUCCCCUCCAGAGCCGGCGUUCGCGGCACACAGACUCGGGCAACGAGGGCCGCGUGGGGUGGCCACCCAGUCCUGGCAGCCUAGCCUAGUGCACGCGGAGCGGCGCAGACGCUCCCAGAGGCGCCGGCGGCUGCCGCCCUCGCAGUCUGGUGCCCUUCGCCCCAGGGCCGGGCGCCGGCGUCCUUCUAAGUGAAGAGGGAAAGCGCGGCAAUCGCAGCGGCUCCUGCAGCUGCUCUGGCCGUGGGCCCCACAUUUGCCCAAUCCGCCUCCAUUCGUAGUCCUCCCGCACACAGUCUUCUUACUCUCACUCCCCCCGCCCCCUUCUCCUGCUGUCGCCGAGUGCUCCCGCAGCGGAGCGGAGAUUACAGAGCCGCCGGGAUGCCCCAACUCUCUGGAGGCGGCGGCGGAGGGGACCCGGAACUCUGCGCCACCGAUGAAAUGAUCCCCUUCAAGGAUGAGGGCGAUCCGCAGAAAGAGAAGAUCUUCGCCGAGAUCAGUCACCCCGAAGAGGAAGGCGACUUAGCCGAUAUUAAGUCAUCCUUGGUUAACGAGUCUGAAAUCAUCCCAGCCAGCAACGGGCAUGAGGUGGUGAGACAAGCACAGUCCUCUCAGGAGCCCUACCACGAUGAGGCCAGAGAGCACCCCGAUGAUGGAAAGCAUCCAGAUGGAGGCCUGUACACCAAGGGAGCCCCCUACUCCACUUAUUCUGGCUACAUCAUGAUGCCAAAUAUGAAUAGUGACCCAUACAUGUCAAAUGGAUCCCUUUCUCCACCCAUCCCAAGGACAUCAAAUAAAGUGCCGGUGGUGCAGCCAUCUCACGCGGUCCACCCUCUCACCCCCCUCAUCACUUACAGUGACGAGCACUUUUCUCCAGGAUCACACCCGUCACACAUCCCGUCAGAUGUCAACUCCAAGCAAGCCAUGUCAAGACACCCUCCAGCUCCCGAAAUCCCAACCUUUUACCCCCUGUCUCCGGGCGGCGUUGGACAAAUCACCCCACCCCUUGGCUGGCAAGGUCAGCCUGUAUAUCCCAUCACGGGUGGAUUCAGGCAACCCUACCCAUCCUCACUGUCAGGCGACACUUCCAUGUCCAGGUUUUCCCAUCAUAUGAUUCCUGGUCCUCCUGGCCCCCACACAACUGGCAUCCCUCAUCCAGCUAUUGUAACGCCUCAGGUCAAACAGGAGCACCCCCACACUGACAGCGACCUAAUGCAUGUGAAGCCUCAGCAUGAACAGAGAAAGGAGCAGGAGCCAAAAAGACCUCACAUUAAGAAGCCUCUGAACGCUUUCAUGUUAUACAUGAAAGAAAUGAGAGCGAACGUCGUAGCAGAGUGUACGCUAAAGGAGAGUGCAGCUAUCAACCAGAUCCUGGGCAGAAGGUGGCACGCCCUCUCCCGGGAAGAACAGGCCAAAUAUUACGAAUUAGCACGGAAAGAAAGACAGCUACAUAUGCAGCUUUAUCCAGGCUGGUCAGCAAGAGACAACUAUGGCAAGAAGAAGAAGAGGAAGAGAGAGAAGCUACAGGAAUCUACGUCAGGUACAGGUCCCAGAAUGACAGCUGCCUACAUCUGAAACAUGGUGGCAAAAGAAGCUCAUUCCCAACGUGUAAAGCCAAGGCAGCAACCCCAGGCCCUCUUCUGGAGAUGGAAGCUUGUUGAAAAACCCAGACUGUCUCCAUAGCUUGUCCGGCUGACCACAAGGAGCACUGACAGCAACUUUACCCUGAGGUCACUGCUAGCGGACGCUGACCCACAGAGACAGUCACUGCCAGCCCCUCCCUCCUGUCUACUGCAAGCACCGACUUCCAAAAGAAAGCUGAAAAAACGGUUGCUUCUGAAAAAUAAAUAAAAUUUAAAAAAUAAAAAUAAAAAAGCCCUUGAGAAUGCUAGCAGGCCCUGCCCCCUGAGCAGAAUUGCUUCCAGUCUCUGCCUGCACUUCUCCAGUCUCUUCUGCGCAGGCCUGUCACCCUUCAACAAGGACAGUACCUUGGCUGUGUUUGCCUUGUCAUGUGCAACUAGAGCCAGUGACCAGAGCAGGCAUUAGCAUCCUGGCGUGAGAAUUGUGGAAGAUUCCUCCUGUUUCUGUCUUCAUUUUCCUAUCUCUUCACGUUUUUAUUUAACAGUAAAAAAGGAUCAAGCUUGUGUUUGCUUCUUCUUCUUCUUUUUUUUUUUAACUUGAAUUUUUAAAUUUUUUUCUUAAGUUUUUAUUUCCUUGUAUAUUUUGCUAGCUCUGAGCUUUUCAAUGAAAUUCAUAGGUCUGGAAGAGUUUAGUAUAAAAACAAGAAGAAAAGAAACCUUUUGUUGUUGCUGUUGUUUUCCUGAGAGAUCUUGUCCAGUACGUGGCUUCUCUGUGACACACAGUGGCCUCUGCCCUGUGUAGUGUCUGAUAAAGCUAAACAGAUAGCCAAACCCACUGAUGUCAGAGGUAGCGAUUGGCAGCCCAUCUCCCUUCCUUCAUUUUCUGAUAUUUUUUUU
Messenger RNA from Acomys russatus (golden spiny mouse), 2937 nucleotides. It is a transcript of the gene Lef1, whose product is annotated as lymphoid enhancer binding factor 1. Gene Ontology annotation, cellular component: beta-catenin-TCF complex. The coding region runs from base 842 to 2035 and encodes 397 amino acids. Lineage: Eukaryota; Metazoa; Chordata; Mammalia; Rodentia; Muridae. The transcript has 12 exons. Gene Ontology annotation, biological process: regulation of transcription by RNA polymerase II; canonical Wnt signaling pathway. The record is from RefSeq and is a predicted model, not a curated record. Gene Ontology annotation, molecular function: DNA-binding transcription factor activity, RNA polymerase II-specific; RNA polymerase II cis-regulatory region sequence-specific DNA binding.